Messenger RNA from Teleopsis dalmanni, 460 nucleotides. Its product is annotated as GATA-binding factor A-like. NCBI's taxonomy places the organism in Eukaryota, Metazoa, Arthropoda, Insecta, Diptera, Diopsidae. The annotation marks the transcript as partial. The transcript has a single exon. The record is from RefSeq and is a predicted model, not a curated record.
AUGCACAACAGCAACAACAACAAUAUCAGCCACAACAGCAACAAAGUAAACAUCAGCCAAAUGGCAAUAUUAUGACUGGCCUCUCUGGCAUGCAACAUCACAUACGUGCACCACGUCCUCCAGUGCGUACUGCCUCGUCAACUCCAACAGGUUGCAGUGGCGUUGGCAUCCUACUUGAUCAAACACCAUCAAAUGGUAGUAGCAGUAGCGGUGUCAGUAGUGCACCAUCAACUAAAGGACAUUCCCAUCACCAUUCACAUGCACACGCACAUGUGCCGUCAGAGAAUAUUGGCAUGACAACAACAACAUCUGCUAAUGGUGGCAAUGUUGGAGUGGGUAGUGUAAGUGCAGGGGGAAGCAGCAGUGGCAGCGGGGUGCACUUACAGCAGCAAGUGCCACAAGCUGCAAUUGAUGAGAUGCGCGUUUGAUAGGUGCCGGUGUUCGAACUAGAUUUAUAGUC